CUCUCUCUCUCUCUCUCUCUCUCUCUCUGUCUCUCUCUCGCUCGCGCGUUGGUUGGAACGCUGCGAACUUCACCGGCGCGUGGAGUGAGCUCCAUUAAAGCAUGUCCAAGGAUUUGAAAGAUAGUAAGGUUACAAUAGCUUCUUAUGCAAAUGUUUCUGUGAAGAUUAAGGUAGAGGAAGCAGAAGGGGAAGAGGAAGAAUAUGAUAAAGGCCAAAAUUGUGUGAAUAGUGAUGUCCAAAGACAUGAUUCUGGUAAUAUUAUUGCUGAAAGGCAUUCAAGGAAAAUCCUUGGCCCUUUCAGGAAAAGAUUGACUAGAAAUGUUAGAGGGAAACCUUUACUUAGUAUACACAGGGCUAGGUUGAGUAGUUUGCUUAUGAAGUUGACGAAGAUGCAUAGUUGGAAGGAGGCCAGUGGUGUCGUAAGCAUCCUGUUAAAAGGGACCCCUCGUGGUUACUCGCUGAUUGACGAUGACAGAAGUUUCUUGGUUGCUAUGGAGCUUCAUAGGCAGUUCAAAAGCACAAGCCAUUACCAAACAAAAAUCAGGCAGUUAUUUGAAAUAAGAAUGGAUAGGCUUAUCUGGGCAAAAAAGUGCCCAUAUAAGAAGCCCUCAAUUCAGCUGGAGUUGGCUCUUUUCUAUAUUUCACAAGGAAAUAUCCAAGAAGCUCACAACAUUACAAAAUCCCUGGUUCAAGGUUCUUCUGUCAUUGACCCAAAAGUAAACCUGAUACACGGGCUGAUAUUGUAUCAACUUUGGUAUUCUAGUCUUCCUGGAGAGAUGCAGAUCAAGGGCUUUAACAAUCAGAUGGCAUUUGAUACCCAUAACAUGCCAUCCAAUGGAUGUGAUGAAACUGAAAUAUUCGAAAGUUCAAAUGAUCAUUAUGCUAUUUAUAACAAGAAUAGCAAUACCUCUUCUAGAUUUGCUUCUGAAAGCUCAGUUGGCAAUGGCAAGGUUUUUCCUGGUUGCUGGUCUGAUGCCAAAAAGAAACCAUUUCAAGAUGCUUCACCAACCCCUCUAUUCUAUAUGGAGAGAUCUGAAGAAAACAGUGUUCCUGGGGUUCCUGAUACUGUUCAUAGGUUCUUGAAUAAGUCCAUUUUCUUUGCACAUGACAAGUUGGAUGCAAGUUUACUGCCUUUAAAGCUGAAGCACUCAAGCAUCAUCUGUGAAGACUUCAUUCACUCACAUAGAAGGUCCAUUAAUGAAUAUUAUGAGGAUGCUGUGAAGAAUUUGCAGCUUGCUCUUCAUUCAACUCCUCCCUUAUUUGCAGCCUUACUGCCUCUAGUACAGAUUCUCUUGCUUGGUGAUCGAGUUGGAGAAGCAUUUAAUGAACUUGAAGAAUUUUCCUGUGAUAGAGAUAUAGUGCUUGUUUACAGAAUAAAGGCUAGACUUUUGGAGUGCUUUUGUAGCAACCAAGCUAGUUUGAUAUCUAGCUGCUAUGAGAAUGUCUUGAGGAGGGAUCCUACUUGUAGUUAUUCUUUGGAAAGGCUGAUCAAGAUGCACAAAAUUGGAAGCUACAGUACAUUCCCACUUUUAGAGAUGAUUGUUCUAAACCUGGAUGCCACCCCUGGGAAUGUUAAUGUGUGGGGAGAACUUGCUUCAUGCUUUCUCAAGCUUGUAAUGACCAUGAAUGGUGAUUACGAAGAUUGUAACUCAACUAAUGAAAGAAGUAUAAAAGAUGCUUCACAUAAGAAUAUUCCAAAAGCAUUUGAGGAGAGACAUACAAGGGAAUCAUGGAAACUUCGUUGUAGGUGGUGGGCAACACACCAUUUUAGCAGGAAAGCCUAUAUGCAGGAUCUUCAAGCUGGUGCUUUGAAACUCUUGGCAUCAAAAGCUGCCUGCGCAUCUCACUUGUAUGGUCCCAGGUGUGAAUUUGUUGUGCAUGUUCUUAGCAGCCUAAGAAAGGAAGAUAGUAUUGACCAGAUCACAGUCUUAAGCCAACACAUUCUGAACUCGAUGAAGUUGGCUCAUCUCUUGAGUGAUGCAAUUAUUCUGUAAAAAUGGGGACACCAGAACUUUUAGUUAAAUGAUGCUUGUUCUCAUAGGUUCUCUUCUUCCCAGUAUGUGCCAGUUCUCUGUUCUUGGGUUAUACAUAUGACCACCAACAUUUCAUGUUUUGUUGGUUUUUGUCAUAUGCCAGCAGGGCCAUGUACAUAUUAUAUUUCAGGCUUUAAAGAGAAAUUUUCAGUUCCAA
This is a messenger RNA of Dioscorea cayenensis subsp. rotundata (Guinea yam), 2190 nucleotides long. RefSeq lists its product as uncharacterized. The coding region runs from base 102 to 1994 and encodes 630 amino acids. Gene Ontology annotation, biological process: transcription by RNA polymerase I. The record is from RefSeq and is a predicted model, not a curated record. Lineage: Eukaryota; Viridiplantae; Streptophyta; Magnoliopsida; Dioscoreales; Dioscoreaceae. The transcript has 10 exons. Gene Ontology annotation, cellular component: RNA polymerase I transcription regulator complex.